This is a messenger RNA of Chara braunii, 3937 nucleotides long. Lineage: Eukaryota; Viridiplantae; Streptophyta; Charophyceae; Charales; Characeae. The record is from the annotation of a GenBank genome assembly.
ACAGACAGCAGUCAUGGACCAGAGGCCUGGGGAAACAGACGAGGCCUAUCAGGCUCGCAUGUUAGCCUGGAGUACGAAGACUAAGAAACGAGCAGAUGACGCUGCCGCAGCAGCGAAGAAGAGGGCAGAGGAUGCCGAGCAGGCACGUCUGCUGGCAGUUGAACAACAGCGCAAGCAUGACGAGGCAGCAGCAAGGGCUGCUAAUGAAGAAAGAACACAGCGUCGUGAGAAGAUAUUCACCAGAGAGCGGGCGUUAUUUACCAUGGCAGCAGAAUGGCGAACCGAGGCCGAGAAUAGCCAGUUGGAGGACAGCGCAAACAAGAUAGCGCUCCUCCUCUCGCAUCUCACGGAUCUCCUGGCAACCUUCAUUACACAGCAGGCGAAGAUUCUUGGUCUCGACAACUCGGUAGCUCAUCUCCAAGACUGCCUUCAGCGGUUGGAGCAGCGACCAGUCGCCGCCGCCGACGCAGGCUCUUCCAAUACUGCCGACCGCCUCACCACAUUGGAGAUCCACGUCGGCUCCCUCCAGGACGGCGCAGAGUUACAGCUCACCACGACGCAACAGUUGCAGCAGCGGGUCUGUACCACCGCCACUGCCUCGAGUACGGAGCCGCGCGAGUCAACUCCAAAGUUUGACGGGCAGGAGAUCUUCUGCGACGCCAUGAAGACAGAUCCGAUUCCAUGGUUUCGCAAGUUCGAGCUCACACUGCAGCUCCACAACGUGGAGCCGCCAGAGAUCAAAGCCAUGAGCAAGCUCAUGGUCUUCGAGCAAGGCACGCUGCCGAGUACGGACUGGAUCGUCGAGUACCAACGCUUGACGUCAGUCCCAGACAUCCAGAUGGGCUUCAAGGCCAUCCGCCACUACUUCAUCUCAAGGUCAUGUCCGGCAUUGAGCAAUGCCCUCGAGGACACCUUGACGACGACGGCGGAGUUAUUUGACAAGGCUGCGCAGAUCAUCGUCACGAACAAGGAGGCCAAGAACCUCCGUUCAUCUGCGUCAGGCCCGAGCAGGGACCAGCAUCGGCCAAGAGUGGCCGUGGUCGCAGCGGCAGCGCCGUUAGACCAAACCAGCGAGGCUGUGUCUGCCAGUGAAGGGGACAGAUUCGCAGCCGCCCGGGAAGGUGGCCGCCCCGGCAGAGGCCGAGGACGCAGCAAGACGAAGACAAACACCGUUUCUAGCCCCGGGCCCGGUGCAGCGGCUCAGACACGCCCAUGGACCCCGUAUGGCAUCUUCGAGUCCGCAUACAAGGCGCGCGAGAGAUUCCACUAUUGCCUUUGGUGCAACAACGAUCUUCAUCAGACGCAGGUUGGGCAAGCGUCCUGCAGCGCUUUGCUGGAUAGCGGCGCGACUCGCAACUUCAUGAGCCAAUCCUUUAUGCAAAGGGUUGGCCUUGGCGCACAAGUUCGGAGGAAGGCAAACCCAACGGCGAUAAAGUUGGCAGAUGGAAAGACGCAGCAACUUCUCGACUGUUACAUCGAGGCCGUACCGGUCUACUUCGCACCUCAUGCAUGCGAACCGGGGACAUUAGAUAUUCUCGACACGGACUUCGACAUCAUUCUGGGAAUGCCUUGGCUUGCAAGUGCGGAUCACACGGUCAACUUCCAUUGGCGGACUCUUAGCGUUCGCGACGCCUUCGGCGUGGAAGUGGCGUGUACUAUUCCUCUACCGCACUCUUCGAUCCGGUGCCAAGUGGUGACGGCCAAAUCAUUCCGGGCAACUUGCGCUUACGAGCAGCCCGAGGAGAUCGGCCUAUGUUUCUUACGGACCGUCGUGGUAGCCAACUCUUCACCCACAGACUUGUCUUCGGACCCCCGUGUGGUACGGUUGCUGGACGAGUUCGCCGACAUCUUCAAGUCACCUACCGGUGUGGUGCCGGGCCGGCCGAUCUCUCACGAGAUCAUUCUUGAGGCCGGUGUCGUGCCCCCGAAAGGUUGCAUCUAUCGGAUGAGCGAGGAGGAGCUUGAGGUACUCCGCGCACAGCUCGAUGAUUUGUUGGCCAAGGGCUGGAUCCGCCCGAGUAGCUCCCCAUAUGGAGCACCAGUUCUCUUCGUCAGGAAUAAGAACAAGGAUCUACGAUUGUGCAUCGACUACCGCAAGCUCAACGCGCAAACCGUCAAGAAUGCGGGGCCUCUUCCUCGCAUCGACAAUCUUCUCGAGCGACUGGGCGGUGCGAAAUAUUUUUCCAAGUUGGAUUGGAAAUCAGGAUAUCCUCAAAUCUCGAUUCAACCGAACGAUCGCUACAAAACCGCAUUCAAGACGCGGUAUGGGCAUUUUGAGUGGGUGGUCAUGCCUUUUGGCCUCACCAAUGGCCCAGCGACGUUCCAGGCGGCGAUGACCAAUGAGUUCCGUGCGAUGUUGGACCGAGUGUUGGAGACGCUCCGCCGUGCCAAGUACAAAGCCAACCGCGACAAGUGCGAAUUUGUCCGGCAAGAGCUGGAAUACUUGGGCCAUUUUGUCACACCGGAGGGCAUCAGUCCGCUAUCGGACAAGAUUCAGGCCGUCCAAGAGUGGUCGGAGCCUCGGAACGUCAUGGAUGUCCGCUCGUUCCUCCGUCUUACUGGCUACUAUCAGCGCUUCAUCAAAGGCUACUCCAAGAUCGCGGCCCACCUGAACAAGCUUCAGUGCGAGGAUCGACCGUUUGACUUCAGAGAGGAGGGGCGAGGAUCAUUCUUCGCUCUCAAAGCCGCGCUAUUGUCUGCGGAGGUCUUGCGAAUCUACGACCCGCUCGCGCCUACGCGUGUCACUACGGAUGCGUCAGGCUAUGACAUUGGGGCAGUCCUCGAGCAACAUGAUGGUGUGGACUGGCACCCGGUCGAGUACUUCAGCAAGAAAGUGCCCCUCGUGCAUUCCAUUGACGAUAAACGCAAGAAGGAGCUCCUCGCCUUCGUCCACGCACUCAAGUGGUGGCGGCACUUCCUCCUUGGUCGAAGCCAAUUUCGCUGGGUAACGGACAACAAUCAGUUGGUCUUCUACAAGACCCAAGACACCGUCAACAGCACCAUCGCUCGAUGGAUGGCUUUCAUCGACCAGUUCGACUUCUUUCCCGAUCACAUUCCCGGGAAGUCGAACCGUUUUGCGGAUGCUCUUUCACGGCGUCCGGAUCAUUGUACCGCGGUCUACUCAACCUUCGAGAUCGACGACGACCUGCGGAACAGCUUCAUCCGCGGCUACCAAGCCGACCCCGAUUUUCGCGACAAGUACGCGAAUUGCUCCUCUCCUAAUCCGGCUCCUUCUCACUACCGGAUCCAAGAGGGGUACUUGCUUGUCCACACGAGGGGGAAGGAUCUUCUUUGCGUACCGAGUGAUCCUCACUUGCGUACAUGCCUUCUUGGCGAGUUCCACGACGCUCCCGCCAUUGGACAUUUUGGAGUCAAUCGCACGCUUGGCCGACUUCGCCAGCGAUUUUGGUGGCCCGGCCUUCUCGGCGAUGUCACUUGCUAUUGCGAGUCAUGCGAGGUUUGCCGACGCUGCAAAUCCCGCAACCAUCGUCCGUACGGCGAGUUACGAUCAUUGCCAGUCGCACCAAGGGUUACCCCAAGGAGAUCGUCUGCGACCGCGACACUCGGUUCAUGUCCGAUUUUUGGUUGGCGCUCAUCAAGCGAUGGGGCUCAUCUCUCAAGCCCAGUUCAGCUCGCCACCCUCAGACCGAUGGCCAGACGGAGAGGGCGCAUCAGACYGCWMARGUUCUCCUUCGCACUCUCAUCCGCCCCGACCAGAAAGACUGGGUUGAGCGACUGCCGGAUGUUGAGUUGGCCUACAACUCUUCCAUCCCCCGGCUAUUGGGAUAUCGCCCUUCGAGUUCGAGCAUGGCUCGCCGGUCACAUCACCGUUGGACACUAUUACUCCACGCACGACCGAGAGCGAUGACCAUCUUCUCUUCUUCCGUCGGAUGCAAGAGCUUCUUGUCAAGGCACGCGACCAGAUGGCUAAGACGCA